CGCGAAUGCCUCGGUUGCAAAUUGCGCCUAAUUGCAGAAAUCGAAAGUAAUAACAACGAUGCAUCGUUCAAUAACUAUGUGCAAUAAUAUUUAACAAAGUGUAACUAUAUUAAUGCUGCAAGUGCAUGGACUAUCUUAAUCAAAUAUGUAAUGUUAUUUAAGAGAAUGUACAGAACACUAGUGGUGUAUUUGAUUGUGUUUCCGUGCGCUGCAAUUGUAUCGGAGGACUAUACCAUUCUUCCCUCCCAGAUGACAAACGAAAACACGUAUUCAACAGAAGGAAAACAGCGAUCACAUAUUUGUCUAGGUUAUCACAACCAUUCGGCUAGAAUAGAGCAUUAUGACCCAUUGUUGCAAUUAUGUUGCCAUGGACUUCAUUCAAGGACCUCGUCCGAUCAAGCUUGUUGCAAGGGAAUUAUUAUUGAUAGUCGGAAGCAGAUUUGUUGCGGGGAGGAAAUAAUUGACGCUACUGGAGAUAUAGGAUGUUGCGGUAGUUUCAAGUUUAAUGCAAGCCAUGGUGAAAUAUGCUGCGAUGGCCUACUGCGCAAACAACCCUCUGUUAACACUACGUGUUGCGGAACUGAGGCCAUUGACAAAGUCACUCAAAUCUGCUGCCAAGAUGGCGUUUAUUCCAAGGCACAUUGUACAUCAUGCUGCGGGUCUCACACAUAUGUACAUGCUUCACAGAUUUGUUGUAGUAAUACAACCCAGACACGUGUCGAACCCGGAGAUGAUAAAUAUCCCGAGGAGCUUGUUAAAGGAUUAGUGGGCGGUAUAAUCGUCGUUGGAGUUGCAGCAUCCAGUGGAGUUGGAAUCUUGCUUUGUUUUGUGCUGAUGAAGAAAGGUAUUUUGAGCAAACCUAAUCGAAAAAAGCUUGCAAACAGAUGUACACGAUUAAGCUGCUAUAAAAGUCACGAAUUGGAACAAUACAGAUCCGCUUCAAUCGAUAAUAUUAUCACGUUACCCUCGAACUGUUUUUUGAAAGAAGCAAGCAUGAAUGUUGAUGCCGAGUCGGUUCCCCUCGGGUUGGAAAAACAACGCGUGUAUUUCUUUAAUAAUGUAUCAGAUUACUUCGUUGACUCCGAAACACAAACGGUUGAAAUUGCACAGACGAAUAAGAAAAACGUUUUUGGACAACCCUAUUCCCACCGAGUCUUGGCUACAGAAUCGAACGCAACUGUGAACAUUCCAAACUCAGAAUCUCGUAUGACCCUUCCUUUGAGUCAACUCCGGAAACAUCCAAUCGAUGUUCACUGCUGCAGUUUCGACAACAUCCCAACGAUCCGCCAUAAAAUGGAUAUCCCAGACGAUCUGGAUUUGGCUUCGCCUACAGUCGAGUAUUUCCUACCGGGGUGUGACCAGCUAUGUGACUAUGCGGUUGUUGCGUUACCCUUUAUCGGAGACCCUUCGCAGUUGCGCGUGUGGAAGUUUCAGUCUGAUGAAGGCCUAAACGUAGUUCCAGACAAAAUUGAACUGCCUAUGAAAUCAAAACUUAACGAACAUACUGAUGCGCAUUUUGUUGUUGACGGGAAUAAAGUGCGCAUCUACACGAAAUCCUUCUCCGGAUUCUACUGCACAAUCAGUGCCGAUCGGCCCGUCACCAUGAGAGCGUUUGUGUUUGGGUCUUACAAGAAGAUAGAGCAGCCGGUCUCACCAAGACGAGAGGUCCGUCUGACGCUGUUCAUCGUGGACGACAUCAUGAAAUUCCUGGAUUAUAAACAGGCCUUGAUAUCCCGAGAGGAUAGGGAAGGAAGGGUCCUAAAAAAGGAAGAUGUUCUUUCUACACCGCAUACAACGCGUGAUACGCCUCUUAAGGCACGAGACGAAAUUCGAGCCUCGUUGUUCUAUGAUAGAAACCUGUGGACCCCAGUUCAGAUGCCUUGCAUGGAUGAAGCGGUGUUUAAAGACAAACAGGUAACCGAGUUGCAUGCAGUCCUGAAAACCAGCGAAGAGUGCGAUCGUCUGAGAUCAGCGCAAUGUGAACCGUGCAUACCGACAGUGUCAGAAUGGUACCUAUGUCAGACACAGGGUGGAAUUGCGGUUGAAUCCUUCGCUUGCGUGCUCGAUGUCGACGUCUGUAGGCGAGAAUCUAGUUCAUCGGAUGAGAUAAAGAAAAACAGACUGGUAAUUGACGAAUUAAAACUGCGUUAUGGUGAUCGACUUCCAAUUGAGGCUGAACAUGAUACUCGGGUGAUACAAGAAAUCAAAGAAUACUUCUCUAGCAACAGUGAACAACUUGCAAGAACCAGACAAGUUAUACAGGAAAGAUUCAUGGUAAGCGCAGAUUCAACUGAAGCAAUGUUUGCAGAGCUUCAAAGAAAAUUGCAGCCGGCAGAAAUCAUUGAGGCCGUUGCUAAUGCUUUAAUGAAAAAUGGUUUGAUUGGAGAUCUGGUAGCUCUACAAAAGCGUGGUUGUAUUCCUGCGCAUUAUCUGAAUUAUACUGUUCAGCAGCCAACGUCGGUCGAUCCAUCUGACUUGGCUGUUCAAGCUGAAGAAACUGAUGCCUUGCUUGGAGCCUGUGCGCUCCCUCUUCUACCUCAUUCUGACAAUGCGAUCCAGCAGGGCCUUGUCAGACGAGAGCUUAGGAUAUUACCAGUGUCAUCUAUCGUUUUGUUACAAAACGGCCGAGAAACGGUAGAGCCUGUGCCCGUAAGAAAUGUACGCCGGGAACUUCACUCGGACGUGUCCACAUACAUCACAAACGGAUUUAACGGGAUUCAGGAACAGGCAUCUCAUGAGCAAACUGAUCCAAAAUAUUUAAGUACGAUAGCUGAAUUAUCUCUCCAGGACCAAUCCGAUAGCGAUGGUGGAGAGCGAACGCCAUAGAGUAAGGAAUAUAAGAUAAACUAAUUUAAAGGUAGCAAACUACACGAUCUGAGUGAUAAAAAUCUCAACUUGUGUGUGACUGAUUAUUUUCAUGUGUUUACGAUACACAUAUAGAAAGAUGUUCGUAAAUCAUUCACAAAGAUGAUCAUGUGACGACCAGUGACUCUUUUCACACUGUUAAAGAUGCAAUUCAAUAACGAAAAACUUAAAUGUUCUUUUAUUAACAGGUGAUUUAUAUUUCUGAUAUUUUAAGUGUUCAUAUUAGUCACGAGCCUGUCGUGCAGAAAGACGCGAUUUCCAGUGCAUUAUUUAAAAAAAGUAUCAAAGAAGAAAUAGGGAAAUUACUCGCUACAAAGUACACGGGGAAAGACAGAGGCGUUCGGUCUACGUGAUAUUCCCUAUUGUGUUGAACUUGGUAAAGACGGCGCUUUAGAAAUAACAGGAUGAUACACUGUUGAUUAACAACUUCAACAAGACCUUUUCAUGAAAAUAUGGCGGGCUCGCUACAGAUGCUGAAGUCUAUGUUUGUUCCAAAACACAAAAUACUGAGUGGUCUACAAAAACUCUUGCAGAUUGUGUCGAUGGUCGAAUCGACGACGUUCCUCUGAACGCGACAACUUGCGAUGAGUCAGCUAUUGAGACACCUUCCAAUUCUCCAAGCUUGGAUUUUUUUAUUUCCUCCCCGGAGUCUGUCAUCGAAGAUGUACUGCAACUUAGUCUUGCCUAACAACCAGAUGAAGCCUCUUUUGCGUCGCAACGUUCUAUAAUUUCGACAAUGGCUUAAAUCGCCCCUAGUGUUCUUGCCGUAUCGGCGACAUCAGUUCCGACCGGGACCGUUUGGUAUCGUCCAAUCACCGGAAUAGACUUAACAGUGACUUUAGUAGUGCUUGCAUUUUUAACAAAAUCUCUGGCCGGUACGACAUAGUGCAUAAAAAUUAAUUUACACAAUGUGUUCAGGCUCUUUGCCAAAUGAGAAGAAUAUAUGUAGAGACAAAUGUUAUUCGUAUUGUAUUACGAACUUUGUGAGUGUUAAUAUUAUAUGUGCUGUAUUAUAGAAUGCUUAAAAUAUAUUAUACAUGUAGAUUGAUAAACUAUGUUUGAGUUUUUAACAUUUUUUUUAAUACAAAAUAUCUUAUUUUGCACUUUUUAUAUCUUGCUUAUACAUUAAAUAUUUUGUUAAGAAACCAUA
This is a messenger RNA of Dreissena polymorpha, 4015 nucleotides long. RefSeq lists its product as uncharacterized. The transcript has 13 exons. The record is from RefSeq and is a predicted model, not a curated record. Bases 151 to 2826 code for a protein of 891 amino acids. Lineage: Eukaryota; Metazoa; Mollusca; Bivalvia; Myida; Dreissenidae.